Tilletiopsis washingtonensis is the source of this 440-nucleotide messenger RNA. RefSeq lists its product as hypothetical. Bases 31 to 405 code for a protein of 124 amino acids. The transcript is spliced from 4 exons. Gene Ontology annotation, molecular function: protein folding chaperone. Gene Ontology annotation, cellular component: prefoldin complex; cytoplasm. The record is from RefSeq and is a predicted model, not a curated record. Gene Ontology annotation, biological process: protein folding. NCBI's taxonomy places the organism in Eukaryota, Fungi, Basidiomycota, Exobasidiomycetes, Entylomatales.
CCCACCUCCAUCCCUCAACAAGCGCCCAGCAUGUCGCUCCCUGAUGCCCAGCUGCACCAGAUCCUCGCGCAGAUGCAGGCGCAGGCCGUCGCGGCGCAGCGCGAGCUCAGCCGCGUGCGCGCCCAGAGCUCGAGCCUCGAGGGCGCGCGCCGCCGCGCCGAGCUGACGCGCAGGCAGGUCGAGGAGGAGAAGGACGCGACGCUGUGGGUCGGGCGCGGCAAGAUGUUUCUCAAGACGCCCUCGCCAGACGUGCAGGCCGAGCUGCUCGAGCGCGAGCAGACGCUCUCGGCCGAGGUGGCGAAUCUGGGCAAGAAGAUGAAGUUCCUGGAGAAGCAAGCGGCCGAGGCACAGGGACAUUUGCGCGACGUGUUCCGCGGCAUGGACGCACAACAACGAGCGACAUGAGAGAGCAAGCAAAUGUAUACCAAAUUCGCCUCUGU